This is a messenger RNA of Lecanosticta acicola, 401 nucleotides long. The record is from the annotation of a GenBank genome assembly. Lineage: Eukaryota; Fungi; Ascomycota; Dothideomycetes; Mycosphaerellales; Mycosphaerellaceae.
AUGGUCUGGUUCUCCUCAUCACCCUCACAAGCCGCACCAGAACCCUCACGAGAUGGCGGUUUCAUCGCACCCGAUCGAACUGCUCGCCAACAAUGUUGGGACGGCCGGGACAACUUCUUCAAAUGCUUGGACAAAGUCGGGAUCAUCGAUAGCGUGAAAGAGGACGACAGGGCCAAGAAGAGCUGUGCGCCGGAAUUGAAAGAGUUCGAAAAGGCUUGCGCGGAGAGUUGGGUAAGUCCUGGAUACUGUCAGACUGCUCUGCAGCUAUAUUGACAUCGGCAAAGGUCACAUACUUCAAGAAGAGGCGAGUGAUGGAGUACCAACGAGACCAAACGCUGAAGAAGUUGAACGCGGAAGGGGCAACGCCAAUGGACGUUGGAGGCGGACAGCCACGGAGAUGA